GGCUUCCCUCACCAGUCUCUCCUGAGUCCAGUCCUGCCUCAGACACUCGUUCACCUUCAGUCACUCAGCGAGACAUUUCACACAAUCCAUACAUUACAUAGAUCCCAACACAGUUACUCAUGUUAUCUUUUCACAACCACAUCGCGACAUGGCUCCUCUCCAUGCUCGCUAGCACCCUCUUUGGGUGGGUAGCAACAGCCGAAACCAUUGUCAUCAAAGCGGACGGGCUCGUCUUUGGCCCCGAGAUCAUCACCGCCAACAAGGGCGACAUUCUCGAGUUCCACUUUUUGCCUAGCAAUAACUCGGUCGUCAAGGGCUCCUUUGACCACCCGUGCGAGCCUGCGACGGCGGAUACCGAGGAACGAUUCUUCUCGGGGUUCUUGCCGGCGAAGAGUAAUGAGGAGAGCCCCUCAAUCUUCCGCGUAACCAUCGGCUCCACGGCCCCCUUCCCCUUCUACUGCUCCACCCCCGCCCACUGUUCCAAAGGCAUGGUCGGCAUCGUAAACGGAUCUCCCGACCAACUAGCCCAAUACAAAGACCAAGCAGCCCGCGCAGCCGCCGCCCAGCCCAACGGCGAUUUCCCCUUUGAGAAAAUGAACCCGCCUGACCCCUCCAAGCCAUUUGGCGGCGAACUGCUCAAGAAUCCAGACUAUGCCGCUUGGUAUGGUGGCGAUUCCUCUUCUUCUUCUACCACCGGUACUGGGACGGCGACAGGACCACAGGGGAGUGAUGGUUAUGGACAAGGUGCUCCUCCUCCUCCUCCGCCGCCACCGCCUCCACCUACUGCGUCGACACCUUCUGCGUCGACACCUACUGCUACAUAUACAACGACUGGGAGUGGUGAUACUACGACUGGGGCAGUGGGAGGUGUGACGGGGACGGUGGUGACGAGUACGGGAACGUUGACUUAUACGGUGACGAGUGAAAGUGGAACGCCAGCUGCUUCGAGUGCGCCGCCUGCUGCUAAUGGGGCGGUGGUUGUUGGCGCCAGCAGUGGAAUCUUUGGGUUAGUGGUCGGUUUGAUUGCUUUGGUCUUUUGAGGUUACUUUGUUGAAAUGAAUUGAGUGAUGGUGGUUUGAUGAUGGAAAAUUGUAGGCACUUUUACAGCUAGGAAACUAAUGGAUUGUAACCUGGAAGCUUUGGACUUUGAAAAAAGUAAUGAAAAUGUUCGGAUACAAUCUCAAAGUAUGGUGGUGGAAAAAUGAAGGAGUGUCCUUGCCAAAUGGAGGUCCUAUAAUGGUCUCAAACCGAUCGCAAAAGCCAGAGAGACAAAAAGAUCAGGUAUUGCUACCCGAU
Neurospora crassa OR74A is the source of this 1296-nucleotide messenger RNA. RefSeq lists its product as hypothetical. The coding region runs from base 120 to 1040 and encodes 306 amino acids. The record is from RefSeq and is a predicted model, not a curated record. The transcript is spliced from 2 exons. Lineage: Eukaryota; Fungi; Ascomycota; Sordariomycetes; Sordariales; Sordariaceae.